AUGGCGCCAUCGUCACCCCCGGAUAACCCUCAUCAGCAGCAGCAGCAGCAGCAGGAGCACGACGAUGCCCUUGGCAGCCUCGACACCGAGGCCCUCAGCCCCGUGGCGCGCACCAUGGACUCCAUGGACACGCUCGGCCUGUGCACGUCCUUCAACCACGAGGAGGCCCGCGUCUCGCGCGCCGUCGCGGAGCGUCUACCCGCCAUCGCGGCCCUCGUCGACGACCUCGUCCCGCGCCUGCGCGCCGGCGGGCGGCUCGUGUACGUGGGCGCGGGCAACAGCGGGCGCGUGGCACACAUGGACUGCGCCGAGCUGCCGGUGACGUUUUCGGUAGAUGGACGCUCGCAGUUCCUGGCCGUGGUGGCGGGCGGGACGGCGGCCGUGCUGGGGGCCGUCGAGGGCGCCGAGGACCUCGUCGACGACGGCGCGGCCAGGAUGAGGGACCUUGACCUGACGCCGCGGGACACCGUCAUCGGCAUCUCGGCGUCGGGGCGGACGCCGUUUGUCAUGGGCGCCCUGGGGGUGGCGGUGCGACGCGGUGCCCUGACGGCGGCCAUCACCAACAACACCAACAACAACACCAACAACAACACGGGAGCAUCCCGCAUGCAAGACGACGAUGAGGAUAUGAGCGUCGCGCACCCCAUCGCCGUGCCCGUCGGCGCCGAGUUCGUCACGGGCAGCACGCGGCUCAAGGCGGGCAGUUGUGCCAAGCAGGUCCUCAACAUGAUCAGCACCUGCGCCAUGGUCAAGCUCGGCAAGACAUACCGGGGCCUCAUGGUCGACGUGCGGGCCAACAACAACGAGAAGCUCCGCGCGCGAGGGAGACGCAUCGUCCGUCAGGUGUUGCGCGAGGGGAAGCCGUCGACGCGGACGACUACUCUGCAGCACGUGCGACGGAACGACAAUCCAGGGGCGGUGGCGGCAGAAGAAGAAGACGCUGACGACGAGGACGACAGGGCCAUUGACGCGCUGAUCGAGCGUUGCGGCGGCAGCGUCAAGCUCGCCUGCGCCGUCGGGCUCUCUGGCCUGCACCCAGAUGCUGCAAAGGAGAGACUGGCGAGCGUGGACGGCCAUCUGGAGGCCUUUGUUAACGGGCUCGAGGCGUCGGAAUCACCACGGUCACCGCAACGUCCGACAACAACAAAUACACCGCACGGGCAGGGAGAAGAGGAGCGGGAGCGGGAGCGGCAGCGGCAGCGGGAAUACUUCCUCUGCAUCGACGGCGGCGGGACCAAGUGCGCCGUAUCCAUCGCCACGCGCGGAGAAGGCAUCGUCGCGCAGGCCACGGCGGGCGCUUGCAACCUCAACUCGACAUCCCUUGACGAUGCCGUCGAGCAGAUCCGGCGCGCCACCGCCGCCGCGGCCGCAUCGCUACACGGGCCAGACGAAAGGUCAGGUCAAGUACCGUGGCGGCCGAGCUUCACCAGGGUCUGGGCAGGCAUCGCCGGACUGCACCACGCCAGCCACCACGCCGGCGCGCUGGCAUCUCGCCUCGAGCACCUCCUCGGCGUGUCCACCGAGCGCGGGAGUCUGCGUCUGACGUGCGACACGUCGCUCCUAUCCUCGUGUCUCCUCGCUGCCGCCGAUGACGACGACGAGGAGCUGGCCGAGGGCUGCUGCGUCGCUCUCAUCGCCGGGACAGGCGCCGUGGCGACGGCGUUUCGGAGAUCGGCGGACACGGGGGGCGAGGUCGUCCAGGUCGGCAGGACGGGCGGAUGGGGUCACCUCGUGGGCGACCAGGGGAGCGCCUUUUACAUCGGCCAGCAAGCGCUGCGCAUCGUCCUCACGAGCCUCGAGGCGCGCCAGAGCGACGACGACGACACUCAUCACUCGCUCAACCGGCCUCUCGAGGCCGCCGUCGUCAAGCAUCUCGGCUGCGGCAACGACCCGAAAGACGUCCUGUCGAGCAUCCUAUCAUCCGUCCCAGAGGGCGGCGCCCAACAACCGCUCCCCAAGCAGCGCAUCGGCAGACUCGCCCUCGUCGUGACGCAGUUGGGAUUCGCAGACGUCGACCCCGAUCCGCAGGCCCGCGCGAUCCUCGACGACGCGGCCGCUUGCCUCGCGCGCCUCGUCAGGCCCUUGGCUUCGGAGCGGCUUUGUGACCCGCCCAAGGGCAUCCUGGCCCUGUCAGGGGCCCUAAUGAACGUCAAGCCGUACCGGGACUUGGUGCUGGACAAGUGCGCUGCCAUGGGGGUGCGCUUUGGGAGGAUCGUGGUGGUCACGGACGCCUCGGCGUACGGGGCCGAGUUUCUUGCAAAGAUGCGCCAUACGUCGCUAGACGGCGAUCGGUAA
Messenger RNA from Purpureocillium takamizusanense, 2295 nucleotides. Its product is annotated as N-acetylmuramic acid 6-phosphate etherase. Bases 1 to 2295 code for a protein of 764 amino acids. NCBI's taxonomy places the organism in Eukaryota, Fungi, Ascomycota, Sordariomycetes, Hypocreales, Ophiocordycipitaceae. The transcript has a single exon. Gene Ontology annotation, molecular function: carbohydrate derivative binding; carbon-oxygen lyase activity; ether hydrolase activity. The record is from RefSeq and is a predicted model, not a curated record. Gene Ontology annotation, biological process: amino sugar catabolic process; peptidoglycan turnover.